This is a messenger RNA of Peronospora matthiolae, 600 nucleotides long. NCBI's taxonomy places the organism in Eukaryota, Oomycota, Peronosporomycetes, Peronosporales, Peronosporaceae. The record is from the annotation of a GenBank genome assembly.
AUGGUUGGGCUGAUUAUAGUCGCGCUCGGCGUCACGGUCUUCGCGGCCGUCGCUCUAUGGCUUCAUCACGCCCCCAAAAGACUGGAGAACAACACAAGCACCACGUCGACGCGCAGCAGCGACGACGAGGACGAAGUUUCGGCUGCUCCGCUGAGUGUGGACGUCGUAGCUGACCUCGAUGAGAGAGGGUCAUUGCUGCCAAAACUAGCGGGUUUGCUGCGUUCUCCAAGUCAUAAAGUAGCUACUAGAAUCAAGCAGGAGCCUGUGAUGAUGCGUGCAGCGUCGAGACCCGCUCGCUCUGGUUCGCUGACGCUGCCUCUUGGUGCAAGAACGAAACAGUCAGAAAACGUGCCUGCUAAAAAAGUUCAUGUGCCAUAUUUUUAUCCAUUGUUGGACGAGACUGCAAAGUGGUGGCAGACACAACAAUGUCGAGCAGACAAUUUGUCCGAGUUGGUGCAGGAUGAGGAACCAGAAGCAGAUCAAGAGGAACCAGUGAGCGGGGACAAGUGGUCGACGGAGUUGCUGAACAAGAACACGCCCAUGUCAACGGUACUGCCAAAGGAAUUAAUUCGGUUAGAGGACAAUAGCGUCGUCUCCUGA